AUGGCUACUCGCGGACGAGGUUGUACUCAUACCCGGGGAGGAACUGAGAAUAACCAACCGGCCGAUAACCAUGCCGAGUUUAUGGCGGUAAUGGCCAACUUGGCUAACACCAUGGAGGCGAAUGCUGCUGCGACUUUGCAAGCUGUACAUAGAUUGGGGCAACCAGCGGGAAACGGAAAUGGAAAUGGGGAUGGAAAUGGCAAUGGAGACGGAGACGGUAAUGACUUGGGAAGUGCUCCAAUGACUUUGGCUUCAUUUCUGAAAGUUCAUCCACCGAUUUUCAGAGGUUCAACCAACUCAACUGAAGCGUACAAUUGGUUCCAAGCUAUAAAGAGUGCACUACAGGCUCAACAUGUCCCGGCUAACCAAUACGUGGAGUUUGUGGCCUAUCAGCUAUUAGGAGAGGCACAACAUUGGUGGCAAAGAGAGUGCCAGUUGCUACAACUUCCGAAUGCAGAAAUCCCUUGGGAUGUGUUUCAAACGGCGUUCUAUAAGAAGUAUUUCCCGGAGUCAGUGAGAGAAGCAAAGGAGUUAGAGCUUAUGCAGCUGAAGCAAGGCUCAAUGUCAGUAGCAGAGUACACAAGCAAAUUUGAAGAGAUCUGUAGGUUCUCAAAGGUAUGUCAGGGAGCCCUUGAGUCUUUUGAGAGUUGGAAAUGUAUCAAGUACCAAGAAGACCUCAAGGAUGACAUCAUGACUGUUGUAGCUCCCUUGGAGAUAAGAAUGUUCUCGAAACUAGUGAACAAAGCGCAAGUUGUGGAGGAUUGUGCCAAGAAGGUAACUGAGGCUAGACGAACUCAUGGUUAUACUGACAACUGA
Arachis ipaensis is the source of this 816-nucleotide messenger RNA. Lineage: Eukaryota; Viridiplantae; Streptophyta; Magnoliopsida; Fabales; Fabaceae. The record is from RefSeq and is a predicted model, not a curated record.